AUGAGAUUUCUCAUUGCAGCUUUCUCACUCUCCCUGUUCUUCUCUGCUAUAGCUGCGUACGACCCGUUGGAUCCAAACGGGAACAUAACUAUCAAAUGGGACGUCAUUUCGUGGACAGCCGACGGUUAUGUGGCUUCAGUAACAAUGAACAAUUUCCAAAUGUACCGGCACAUCAUGAGCCCGGGCUGGACCAUCGGCUGGACUUGGGCCAAGAAAGAGGUGAUUUGGUCCAUGGUCGGGGCCCAAACCACCGAGCAAGGAGAUUGCUCCAAGUUCAAAGGCAAUAUCCCACAUUGCUGCAAGAAAGACCCGACCGUUGUCGAUCUCCUCCCAGGAGUCCCUUAUAAUCAGCAAUUCUCCAAUUGCUGCAAGGGUGGUGUCCUGGCGGCGUGGGGCCAGGACCCACAGGCCGCCGUGUCAGCCUUCCAGGUCAGCGUUGGCCAGGCUGGCACCUCCAACAAGACCGUCAAGUUGCCCAAGAACUUCACCCUUCUUGGGCCCGGCCCGGGAUACACUUGCGGUCCGGCCAAGAUUGUUCCCCCUACAAACUUCCUCACGCCCGACCGGCGAAGGAAAACUCAGGCCUUGAUGACGUGGAAUGUGACGUGCACGUAUUCCCAGUUCAUGGCCCAAAAGCACCCGACUUGCUGCGUGUCCUUCUCGUCAUUCUACAACGAGACGAUCACGCCUUGCCCGUCAUGCUCGUGUGGCUGUGAAAACAAGAACAAAUGCAUCAAGUAA
Striga hermonthica is the source of this 741-nucleotide messenger RNA. The record is from the annotation of a GenBank genome assembly. Lineage: Eukaryota; Viridiplantae; Streptophyta; Magnoliopsida; Lamiales; Orobanchaceae.